CUAGGGGGGCUGAAUACGAAAAGGCUUCCGAUUUUUUUUUAUUCAUAAAGGAGUGCUGCUAUUGGCUCGCGUUCAACGAGCGGCGCGCAGGGAGCGUGGUCUCAUCUCUUCUGUUAGAGGAGUAUUGCUGUGCAAUGGGAAGUCGCGAGGUUUUGAAGCUUUUCAAAUUGCUGCACAGGACAAGACAAAAUGUUUUCAAAAAUGAUCCAAGAACCCUAGAAGCCGCAAGACUUAGGAUAAACGAAGAAUUCAAAAAUAACAAAGAUGAGACUUCUUCGGAAAAAAUAGCUGAGCUUAUGAAAAUAGGUUCAGAUGUAGAAGUUAUACUUCGGACCUCUGUAAUUCAGGGUGUUCAUUCAGGUUCCAACAAACUAUUGCUGAUACCAAGGAAAGAGCUGCUUCUAGACAAUAUUCCCUUCUGCGACCCACCAACACCCAAGUUGUGAAUGAGAGAGAAUAAAGUAUAACUGCAAUAGGUGUUGCACCUUUCUGAGAAAGAAGAUAGUAGCUAUGCUGAGAAGGUUGAUUUCGAGAGCCUUGAAUCCAAAAGCUUUGGUGCUGAUCUGUGAACUCUGAUAAGUGGUAAGGUCACAAAGAGCAGCUAAAAUUCUUCUUUCACCGUAUUCUGUGAUACUAUAUUGUUAUGUGCUGUGAGUGCUUGAAUUUUAAUAUUUAUAAUCUGCCUUUCUCACAGGGACCAAAGGCGGAAUGUACAUAAUGAGUCAGUACAGUUUAAAAAGUGGGGCAUUCAGUAGCUAGUGUUUUAGGACUUCUAGGAAGAACUGAAGCUCAGUAUAAAUGUUAAUAUCACUCAUCAAGUGGUACAUAAAAACAAUAAUAGGAUCCUGCUUGCAUCAAGCUAUACACAGUAGCAUUGACCACAGUUUCCUAAUCAUUUAUCCAAGAAAGUUUGUGAACCAUUUUGUACAGUGCAACCCUAUUAUUUACACAGAAAAGCCCUCUUGAAUAGUUCUGUUUUCUAUUCUAUGUUGAAAUGCAGUCCAACAAACUAAAAGGACUACUCAAUGCACACUGGGUAAAAUGCGUAUAUGUUACAGGUUAAUUUGAAAUGUCUGGGAAAUGUGCAUAAAUACCAGCAUUGUUUACAUUUUCUGGGCAGUGUGAAGUGUAUGUGUACACACUGCAUCAAUAAAGGGAUUUCAUAUUUGGCAAUACAUUUUCAGUUUUUAAUCUGUAUUGAAUAUUUGGGUGUGUGGUUAUUUU
Sphaerodactylus townsendi is the source of this 1224-nucleotide messenger RNA. RefSeq names its product LYR motif containing 7 (gene LYRM7). Bases 135 to 446 code for a protein of 103 amino acids. Gene Ontology annotation, biological process: mitochondrial respiratory chain complex III assembly. NCBI's taxonomy places the organism in Eukaryota, Metazoa, Chordata, Lepidosauria, Squamata, Sphaerodactylidae. The record is from RefSeq and is a predicted model, not a curated record. The transcript is spliced from 6 exons.